Messenger RNA from Elephantulus edwardii (Cape elephant shrew), 756 nucleotides. It is a transcript of the gene PIGL, whose product is annotated as phosphatidylinositol glycan anchor biosynthesis, class L. Lineage: Eukaryota; Metazoa; Chordata; Mammalia; Macroscelidea; Macroscelididae. Gene Ontology annotation, cellular component: endoplasmic reticulum. The record is from RefSeq and is a predicted model, not a curated record. The transcript is spliced from 7 exons. Gene Ontology annotation, biological process: GPI anchor biosynthetic process. Gene Ontology annotation, molecular function: N-acetylglucosaminylphosphatidylinositol deacetylase activity. Bases 1 to 756 code for a protein of 251 amino acids.
AUGGCUGUAGUCUUUGUGUGUUUAGCAGUAGCAGCUCUAACGUGGGGUUUUCUCUUGGCUUGGACGACCCUGGACCUAAUGCAAAGUAGGGAACCGUUAGGCCGACUGACAGCCCAAGGCCGGACUCUCCUGGUCAUCGCGCACCCCGACGAUGAAGCCAUGUUCUUUGCUCCCACGGUGCUAGGCUUGACCCGUCUGAAGCAUCAGCUGUCCUUGCUCUGUUUCUCCACAGGAAAUUUCUAUAAUCAAGGAGAGAUCCGCAAGAAAGAACUUAUGGAGAGCUGUGGUGUUUUGGGGAUUCCACCUUCCAGUGUAAUGAUUAUCAACAAUAGGGCUUUCCCGGAUGACCCACAUAUACAGUGGGACACACAACAUGUGGCCAGCAUCCUCCUCCAGCACAUAGAAGCAAAUGACAUCAGCCUGGUGGUGACCUUCGAUGCCAAGGGAGUGAGUGGGCACAUCAAUCAUGUUGCUCUUCAUCUGGCUAUGAGGACCCUGCACUCAGAAGGGAGGUUACCCAAAGGGUGCUCUGUGCUCAUGCUGGAGACUGUGAAUGUGGUGCGCAAGUACAUCUCUCUUCUAGAUCUGCCCCUUUCUCAGCUUCAGACCCAGAAUGUCCUCUUUGUGCUUUCUGGAAAAGAGGUAACACAAGCCAAGAGAGCCAUGGCCUGCCACCAGAGCCAGCUCCUCUGGUUCCGACACCUCUACAUUUUCUUCUCCCGGUACAUGAGGAUCAACUCACUCCACUUUCUAUAA